AUGCUGCAGCGCCUCCUUGUCGUUGGCCUCGUCGGCGCCGCCGCCGCCUUGGUCGAGGACCCGACCAGCAUGUGCUCGCGCGUGCCCACGAACCGCAUCGACUGCUACCCGCCGACGGCCGCCUUUCCCAACGCGACCGCCGAGUCGUGCCUGGCCCAAGGCUGCUGCUGGGACCCGAAGGACGACGUGCCCUGCGCGUUUGGCGGUCUCCCGACGCCGGCGCCCUCGGCCUGCAGCGCGGUCGUCAAGUCGUCGCGCAUGGCGUGCCGCAACCCGCGCUACUUUCCGUCGGCCAACUCGUCGGACGUGUGUGCGGCCAUGGGCUGCUGCUUUGACGCCUCGUCGUCCGAGUGCUUCCAGCCGGCGUUUGAAGGCUACCGCCUCAACGAGUCGUCGUGGCGCGAGACAUCCAAGGGCUUUACGGCGACGCUCGUCUUGCCCAAGGGCGCGCGCGGUCCAUUUGGCAACGACAUCCGCACGCUCGCUCUCAAUGUCAACACGGAGCACAAGAACUAUGUGCGCGUGCGCAUCACGGACCCGAACUUUGCGCGCUACGAAGUCCCGAUCAAGCUCCACGGCCUCAAGCCGUCGGGCCACAAGUUCAACCGGACGUACGACGUGAGCGUCACGAACGCGCCGUUUGGUAUCGCGGUGACGCGCCGCGCGACGGGCGAAGUCCUCUUCAACUCGACGCCCAGCGGCGCCUUCAACGGCCUUGUGUUCGAGAACCAGUUCAUUGAGCUCUCGACGUCGACACCGUCGCGCGCCAACUUUUUCGGCAUGGGCGAGCACGUCGGGUCGCUCCUAGCGCCAACCGACGGCGACCACUACACGAUCUUUGCCCGCGACCAGGUCGCCAACAUGUACCACGCGCACACGAAAGUGGGCAGCGACAACGUGUAUGGCGUGCAUCCCUUUUACAUCCGCCGCGAAGCGUCGGGCAAGACGCACGGCGUCUUCCUCGUCAACUCGAACGCGAUGGAGGUCGUGGCCCAGAACCAGUCGCUCACCUUUCGCACGGUCGGCGGUGUCUUGGAUUUCUUUGUGUUUCUCGGACCCGCGCCGUCGCACGUCGUGCAGCAGUACACGAAGCUCGUCGGCCGCCCGGCGCUCCCGCCGUACUGGUCGCUCGGCUACCACCUCUGCCGCUGGCACAACCACGAAAUGUCGGACGUGACCUCGGUCGUUGCCCGCAUGCGCGCCGCCGGCGUGCCACAGGACGGCCAGUGGACCGACAUUGAUGUCAUGGACAAGUGGCUUGAUUUUACAUGGGACCCGGUGCACUUUCCCCAAGCCAACUUUUCCGCGUUCAUCGACGACCUCCACGCCCAUGGCCAGCACUACGUGCCGAUUGUGGACGCGGGCAUUAGCAACCAGUACGACGACUACGUGUCCUACGACGAGGGCUUGGCCAUGGACGUGUACAUGAAGGACCCGGCCAACGUUGGCAUUGAAGAGAACAAGGUGUGGCCCGGCAUGGUGGCGUUUCCGGAUUUCUUCCACCCGAACGCGUCGGCCUACUGGCACAAGCAGCUCGAACGCUACUACGCGACCGCGCAGUACGACGGCAUUUGGCUCGACAUGAACGAACCCAGCAGCUUUUGCGUCGAGGGCGGCCGCGAGUCGCGCACGUGCAUGUUCAACGACAGCUUUGUGCCCGCGUCGUUUGUCAAGUCGGCCGACGUGCAAGCGCCUUUUGACCCGUACCGCCAGUCGUACGUCCCGGGCCAAAAAGUGCUCGGCAACCUCGCGACGCAGACGGCGGCGCUCGGCUCGCACCACUACAACUCGAUUCACUACAACGUGCACUCGCUCUACGGGCACUCGGAGAUCAUGGCGACGCGCUCGGCCAUCGACCAAAUCCGCGGCAAGCGCUCGUUCAUUCUCGCGCGCUCGACCUUUGCCGGCGACGGGCAGUACACGGCGCACUGGCUCGGCGACAAUGGCGCCACGUGGCCCGACAUGAAGUACUCGAUUGCCGGCGUUCUUGCGAUGAACAUGUUUGGCAUGCCGAUGGUGGGCCCGGACGUCUGCGGCUUCUCCUUUGAUACGACGAAGGAGCUCUGCGUGCGCUGGCACCAGACCGCGGUCCUCUUCCCGUUCAUGCGCAACCACAACGAAGCCACGAUCGACCAAGCACCGGUCGACUUUGACGACGAGGCGCUCCACAUCAUCCGCGCGACGCUCUUCAAGCGCUACGCACUCCUUCCGUACCUCUACACGCAGCUGUACCACGCGUCGGCGGACGGCGUGACGGCGGCGCGGUCGCUCUACUUUGAGUUCCCGGACGACCUCGCGACCUUGGCCAUUGACACGCAGUACCUGCUUGGCUCGGCGCUCAUGGCGUCGACGGUGGCGGCCUACUUUCCUCAGGCGGCAACCUGGUUUGACCUCUGGAACGGUCUGCGCGUCAACACGACGACGUCGGCCAACUUGGUCUUGGAAGCGCCUCUGGACACGGUGCCCAUGUUCAUCAAGGGCGGCUCGAUCGUGACGCUGCAGGAGCCCAGCACGACGACGGCCGCGAGUCGCAAGAACCCGUUUGCGCUCAAGAUUGCGUUUGCCGACGCGGCCAACGACAGCCACGUGGAAGCGACGGGCGACCUCUACAUGGACGCGGGCGACUCGCUCAACCCGCUGACGACCAAGGCGUUCUCGCUGAUGACGUAUGCGGCCAAGCACUUUCCCAACGGCAUGCUCGAGGUGGUCGGUGCCGUGGCCGCGAGCGGCUUUACCGGCCCCGAGACGACGGUCCCGCUCGCGACGAUUGAAGUCUACGGCGCGCGCGGCAUUGCGGCCAGCGCCGAGCUCACUGUCGAGUACACCAAGGGCUCGACCAAGCGCGUGGCCAACGCCACGUACAACGCCACGAGCAACGUGGUGACGAUCGGAGACCUCCACCUCGAGGUCGGCGCGGCCUUUACGCUGCAGAUGUUCCCCAAGGCCGCGACGAUUGUGUCGUCGACGUUGUCGCCGGUGGGCGUGCAGGUCAAGGCGGGCACGGACGAGGCGGCCAGCGGCGUCUCGUGGUGGAUCAUUGGCGGUGCGAUUGCCGUCGGUGUCCUCCUUGUCGCUGCGCUUGCGCAGUGCUACCGCCGCCAGGGCUACAACGCUGUCGCCUAA
Saprolegnia parasitica CBS 223.65 is the source of this 3123-nucleotide messenger RNA. RefSeq lists its product as hypothetical. NCBI's taxonomy places the organism in Eukaryota, Oomycota, Saprolegniomycetes, Saprolegniales, Saprolegniaceae. The record is from RefSeq and is a predicted model, not a curated record. The transcript is spliced from 2 exons. Gene Ontology annotation, molecular function: carbohydrate binding; hydrolase activity, hydrolyzing O-glycosyl compounds. Bases 1 to 3123 code for a protein of 1040 amino acids. Gene Ontology annotation, biological process: carbohydrate metabolic process.